CUACUACAGACAUUGAAGACAUUGGAAAUACACAAUGGCGGCUACUCUUGCAUCCGAUAUCGAGUAUCUCAAGAGCCUCCGCGCAGUCCGAGAGCGCUCGCAGAUCGUCUUAGGAGCGGCCCGAAAUGGGGGCCUCAACAACUUCGUGUUUGACGAGGGCCGGAUGAAGGAGACGGCGGAAUUUGUCGCCGGCGUCAUUUCGCGAGACUUUGGCCCCGACCGAUAUGCAGAGAUUCCGCCUCAUGGAAGGUGGGAGCACUUCAGCAUCGGGGGCAUCACCCGGCUAGAGAACUUGGUCCAGAAAUGGCAAGACAGCGAGGUAGACGAUGUGGAAAUCACUCGUCGCCUCAUUGAUCUCUUCUUCGUGUCUGUGCUGCUCGACGCAGGAGCGGGCGACACAUGGGCAUUCCGUGAGCCUGGAGGCGACAACGCGUAUGGUCGCAGUGAAGGCAUCGCGGUAGCCUCGCUGUACAUGUUCACCGAUGGAGCUUUCAGUUCAGCUGCGGGAGGGAACAAGGCUACUGUAGAUGGACAUGCUCUCAGCAAAUUCACCGAAGACGUUUUCGUUCACCACUUCCAAAUCAGUCCCCAAAAUCCAAUGGUGGGCGUCGCAUCACGAAUUGAGCUGUUGAAAAAUUUUGGAAAGUCUCUUCUUUCCAUCCCGGAGAUUUUCGGCGAAACCGGCCGGCCUGGGCUGCUCGUUGACUUUUUACUCAAGGAUGGCAAUGAUGAGGAGCUCAACUACGAGGCCCUCUGGAGCAUCCUUCAGCGUAUUCUCCUCCCCGCGUGGCCGUCAAACCGUCCGCGAAUCAAUGACCAACCCAUUGGAGACGCAUGGCCUCUUCGUGUACUACAGGACAAAUCUGGAGACAGCGAAAACCCAACUGCGGGAAUCCACCCAUUCCACAAGCUGACUCAAUGGCUUGGAUAUUCCCUCACCGUGCCUUUUAUGAAGGUAUUGAAGCUGAAAUGGAUCAACAUUGAUAAGGGAACCGGCUUGCCCGAGUACCGCAACGGAGGAUUGUUUGUGGACAUGGGAGUUUUGAAGCUGAAGCCUGAGGUUCUCAGCAAGGGACUUGAGGCUUCAGGGCAAGCCUUGCCGCUCUUCUCAUCCACUGGAGACGUGAUUGUGGAAUGGCGAGCCCUGACGGUUGCUCUCUUGGAUGAGCUGCAUAAGCUCAUCAAUGAUGUCUUGGCGCCGCAGGGGGUUUCUCUCUCUCUCCCGCAGUUAUUGGAGGCUGGGUCUUGGAAGAGUGGUAGAGAGCUUGCGGCCAAGUAUCGUCCGGAGACCAGAUCCAGCCCGAUAUUAAUUGAUGGAGAUGGAACUCUUUUCUAGUGAGCUUGGAAGCGAUUGCCGACUUCUUUUCUUUCCUCAUGAAUGAUGGGCUCGCGCCGGGCCGGCAAUGACACGAUGUGUCAAUGGCUGACAGUCUUAGCUACCUUCCUACCUUGUCCCUUAGUAUAGAGCUAUACAAAAUUGUAAUGCCAGGGCAUCCUCAGGAUCUG
Messenger RNA from Trichoderma virens Gv29-8, 1506 nucleotides. RefSeq lists its product as uncharacterized. The transcript is spliced from 4 exons. The record is from RefSeq and is a predicted model, not a curated record. Lineage: Eukaryota; Fungi; Ascomycota; Sordariomycetes; Hypocreales; Hypocreaceae. Bases 35 to 1336 code for a protein of 433 amino acids.